AUUUUUGAGAUAAGGAUAAGGGCAGAUAAGUAAAUAAUCAGAAAAUGGACAAUAAACCGUCAUUAAGCCAGUAUUUUGGCGAGACGGAAGCACCGCCCGCCUCCCAGUUCUUCGACGAAAUCGGGACAUCGCCCUCUGAUAUGAUACAGAGCGUUUACCUGGGCGAAAGUGAAGUGAGUCAACCAGCAGCAUCUAAUCUGUUUCCCACAAAUAUGACCGCGUCUUUCUCUCAGUUGAAAGUGAGCGAUGAAAUGAAGUUCGGAAGUGUAGUGCCGACUGUGAGCGGUACUACAGCCCUGCCCGCGACUAGUCUGCCGGACCCUUCGACGUUCUUCGACACGAUUGGGCCGGAGCCUCAAAUGGCGAUGAGUGGAAUUGCUACUCCCAAUAUAUUGAGUGAGGCUAUGGACGGUCUUGCUGUCAAGGACCAACCUGUAGACAAGGAGGCUGACCGGCGCCGAGAUGCCUGGAUACCUAAUGACGAAACUAAAAAGGUCUUACUUAAGGCUCAGUCGGUGCCGAAAGGAGCAUUCUUCCCUGAGAGGGAAGCCCUCACGCUGCCCGGAGUCAUAUUUGAGGAAGAAUUGCCUGACUCCCUCCACGCGGUGGCGGUGAAGUAUCUCGGCGUGGGCGCGGCGGGGCGCGGGGGCAUGUCCCGCGGGGGCGCGGGCGAGGCGGCGCUGCGCGAGCUGCUGCGCACCGGCUGCCUCCGGGCCGCCAUCAACCUGUCCGCCACCUUACUGGCGCAGCAUAAACAAGGCGCGGGUCGCUGUGGGCGUCUCCCCGGUGCGCGUCACUCGGCGCGCUCGCUCCAACUGUGGCUGGCGCGCUUCUGCGCCAUGCUGCGCGUGCGGCUCGCCGCGCAGGCCGCACAGGAAGCAGAAGCUUUUGGUGAUUGUGGACAACCUGACAUGUACUACGAAUUCUACCCGGACCAGUACGAGAACCGAACGGGCUCGUUGGUGCCGUUCGCACUGCGACUGCUCAUCGCGGAGAUGCCGGCGCACGCAGGACAACCGGAAAAAGCCUUGCCUAGUCUUUAUGCGGUCCUGGCGGUGGUGCAACAGAUGUUGGUGAACCUGAACGCCGGUAAAACGGAGGACGGCACGGCCAUCCUGACGUCGGAGCAGGACCGCGCCGAGUCCAUUCGCUUGUGGAGCGGCAGGGAAACGCGCGUGCAACAUUCUAUAGUCAACUGCGCUAUUGCUUUGAAGGAUUAUCGUCUCGCCAGUAAGAUAAUCUCCGGCCUUCAAGAGCGAGCGUCGAGUCCGGCGCAGCGCCGAGCGCUGGCGAGCGCUUUAUGUCGUUUGUGGCUGCUCGCCGGACACUGCCGCGCAGCCGCCACACACUUACAAGAGGCUAGAGACCUGAGGCAGCAUCUAUGUCCAACCCCCGAUGUGCGAGAGUACGUGGAUUUAGGCCUCCUCGAGGUCGCCCAGGGACGAUACAAGGAGGCCUAUGAAAACUUCAUCAAAGCCAACGACCAGGAACCCACUAAUAUCAUGGUGGCGAACAACCUCUCGGUCUGCCUCCUCUACAUGGGUCGCCUCAAGGAAGCGAUCUCAGUCCUUCAGAACGCGAUCAACUCCGCCCCAGAACGCGGUCUCAGCGAACAUCUGCUCCUCAACCUUUGCACCCUGUAUGAGCUGGAAUCUUCCAAAAAUAUGGACAAAAAACUCAAUUUACUCAGAAUGCUGUGCAAAUAUAAGAGUGAUACUAUUCCCAAUGUUAUGGAGUGCUUGAAACUUAGUUAAUUCAUGCCUAUACGUCGUGGUAAAAAACGUCAUUAAUAUUAUUAUGAAUAUGCCUAUUGAAUCGCAAGCUAGCAGUGUAGGUAUAUAUAGCUAGCAAUAUAUC
This is a messenger RNA of Cydia splendana, 1857 nucleotides long. Its product is annotated as trafficking protein particle complex subunit 12. Gene Ontology annotation, molecular function: protein binding. The transcript is spliced from 12 exons. Gene Ontology annotation, cellular component: TRAPP complex; Golgi apparatus. Bases 45 to 1754 code for a protein of 569 amino acids. Lineage: Eukaryota; Metazoa; Arthropoda; Insecta; Lepidoptera; Tortricidae. The record is from RefSeq and is a predicted model, not a curated record.